This is a messenger RNA of Brassica rapa (field mustard), 819 nucleotides long. RefSeq lists its product as uncharacterized. The record is from RefSeq and is a predicted model, not a curated record. NCBI's taxonomy places the organism in Eukaryota, Viridiplantae, Streptophyta, Magnoliopsida, Brassicales, Brassicaceae.
GAACACUUUCUCACAACUCACAAGUCUCUCCUUCUUCUCUAUCAUCUCAACAAAGCAUGGCCCUUUACCUCUUCUCUCUCACCCUCCUCUUCUCUCUCGCCCUCCUCACCACGCCCACCCUUUCCCUUUACGAACCCGACCCGGAUUCGGAUUCGAUCUCCUCCACCGUCUACGAGCUCCUCCCCAAGUACGGCCUCCCGAGCGGUCUCCUACCCGACUCCGUCACCAACUUCACCCUCUCCGACGACGGCCGCUUCGUCGUCUACCUAUCCAAGCCCUGCACCAUAGAGUUCGACUACCUCGUCUACUACGAGAAGACCAUAUCCGGACGAAUCGGUUACGGCUCCAUCACCGAGCUCGAGGGCAUUCAGGUGAAGCGGUUCUUUCUCUGGUUCGAUGUAGAUGAGAUCAAGGUCGAUCUGCCUCCCAACGAUUCAAUCUACUUCAAGGUUGGGAUUAUCAACAAGAAGCUUGAUAUUGACCAGUUCAAGACUGUUCAUUCUUGUGGGGAUGAUGGUGUUUCUGGAUCUUGUGGAGGUUCUUGGAUGAGUUUUCUCCAGAUUCCAGAAAUGAUGAAUGAAGCUGAGAUGCUGAUUACCGAGUAAAGUAGUCUCAACAAUCUACCACAACACCACGAAGAUGGAGUUUAGUGUCAGACAACUUUGUACAAAUACGUUCGGUACUCUAGACAAGUCUUUAUAAAGAUUUGGUAAUGAAAAUGUCAAAUAUUUCCUUCAUGUAAAAGUCUUGUUAAAACUCUGUUCCACGAACAUGAUGUAUCCAUAACUACAUGAACUAAAUGUUCCUUAGUACGAUCCU